UAUUAAUGAUUUCUUCUCUGCAGCCAAGCACACUUUGUCAGCCAAUGAUAGCAAAACAAAAGAGACGGCAACAAGCGUUGAUGGUCCAAGUAGCAGGAAGCAAAGAAAACUGACUGAAAAAAAAGUAAAAAAUGUGGAUAAACCACAUUACACAAGGUGGCUUAUGAAAUCUGAACCAGAAUCCCGGAUACAAAAUGGCAUUGAUGUGAAGUUUGGUAUUGAAGAUCUUAAAAGUGAAAAGAAUCAGACUGCGUGCUGGGAUGGUGUGAGAAAUUAUCAAGCACGUAAUUUCAUGCGUGAUCAAAUGAAGAAAGGACAGAAAGCAUUCUUCUAUCAUAGCAACUGC
This is a messenger RNA of Anneissia japonica, 346 nucleotides long. Its product is annotated as thymocyte nuclear protein 1-like. The record is from RefSeq and is a predicted model, not a curated record. Lineage: Eukaryota; Metazoa; Echinodermata; Crinoidea; Comatulida; Comatulidae. The annotation marks the transcript as partial. Gene Ontology annotation, cellular component: nucleus. The transcript is spliced from 2 exons.